CACCUAUCCCUGCUCAAUAGAAUCCCUGGGUGCUAAAUGGCAGGAGCCCCGGGGUGUCCCAUAGGGGUAUGGCUGGCUGGGUCACUAACCUCUGUGAUCUGCUCCCUCCCUCUGCAGAUCAUGCGGAUCAAACCUCACCAAAGCCAGCACAUAGGAGAGAUGAGCUUCUUACAGCACAGCAGAUGUGAAUGCAGACCAAAGAAAGAUAGAACAAAGCCAGAAAAAAAAUCAGUUCGAGGAAAGGGAAAGGGUCAAAAACGAAAGCGCAAGAAAUCCCGGUUUAAAUCCUGGAGCGUUCACUGUGAGCCUUGUUCAGAGCGGAGAAAGCAUUUGUUUGUCCAAGAUCCGCAGACGUGUAAAUGUUCCUGCAAAAACACAGACUCGCGUUGCAAGGCGAGGCAGCUUGAGUUAAACGAACGUACUUGCAGAUGUGACAAGCCGAGGCGGUGAGCCAGGCUACGGGAAGGAGCCUCCCUCAGGGUUUCGGGAACCAGACCUCUCACCGGAAAGACCGAUUAACCAUGUCACCACCACACCAUCAUCGUCACCAUCGACAGAACAGUCCUUAAUCCAGAAAGCCUGACAUGAAGGAAGAGGAGACUCUUCGAGGAGCACUUUGGGUCCGGAGGGCGAGAUUCCGGCAGACGCAUUCCCGGCCAGGUGACCAAGCAUGGUCCCUCAUGGAACUGGAUUCGCCAUUUUCUUAUAUGUGCUGCUAAAUCGCCAAGCCCGGAAUAUUAGGGAGCUUUGUUUCUGGGAUUCCUGUAGACACACCCACCCACAUACACACAUAUAUAUAUAUUAUAUAUAUAAAUAAAUAUAUAUGUUUUAUAUAUAAAAUAUAUAUAUAUUCUUUUUUUAAAUUAACUCUGCUAAUGUUAUUGGUGUCUUCACUGGAUAUGUUUGACUGCUGUGGACUUGAGUUGGGAGGAGAAUGUCCUCACUCGGAUCCCGACACGGGAGACAAUGGGACAAAAGGCUCCGGCGUGAUCUUUUGUCCUUCUUAGAGAGGCCGAAGUCCUUUGCCUGCCAGGGAGCAUGCAAGGCCAGGGCACGGGGGCACAUUGGCUAACUUCCAGAAACACGACAAACCCAUCCCUGGCCCUGAGUCAAGAGGACAGAAAGACAGAUGACAGAGAAAGAGUUGCUGGUUCCAACCAGAAGUUUGGGGAACCUCAGGACAUGGCACGCUUUGUGGAUCCCCACUAUAGUCUACAAAAGCACCCUGCCCCUCUGGGCCCUUUCUGGAAGAAUCAGGAACCCGGCCGGCCUUCAGCUCUCUCCUCCACUUCUGAGGGGCCUAGGAGGCCUCCCACAGCUGUCCUGGCAAAGAGAAGACAGUGGUGGAAGAAGAGGCCUGGUAACGGCUCCUCCUCCUGGGAACCCCUCAUCCUCUCCCUACCCCACUUCCUGGGUGUAGCCCAGGAAGACCUUGCGUGAUCAGACCAUUGAAACCACUAAUUCUGUUCCCAGGAGACUUGGCUGUGUGUGAGUGGCUUACCCUUCCCCAUCUUCCCUUCCCGAGGCACAGAGCAAUGGGGCAGGACCCGCAAGCCCCUCACGGAGGCAAAGAAAAGAGAAAGUGUUUUAUAUACGGUACUUAUUUAAUAGCCCUUUUUAAUUAGAAAUUAAAACAGUUAAUUUAAUUAAAGAGUAGGGUUUUUUCAGUAUUCUUGGUUAAUAUUUAAUUUCAACUAUUUAUGAGAUGUAUCUCUCGCUCUCUCUUAUUUGUACUGUUUUUUUUUGUUUUUAUUUUUUUUGUUCUUGUUGUGUGUGUGUGUUUGUGUGUGUGUGUGUGUGUGUGUGUGUGUGUGUGUAUGAAAUCUGUGUUUUCAAUCUCUUUCUCCCAGAUUGGUGACAGUCACUAGCUUGUCCUGAGAAGAUAUUUAAUUUUGCUAACACUCAGCUCUGCCCUCCCCUGUCCCCACCACACAUUCCUUUGAAAUAAGGUUUCAAUAUACAUUUACAUACUAUAUAUAUAUUUGGCAACUUGUGUUUGUAUAUAAAUAUAUAUAUAUAUAUAUAUGUUUAUGUAUAUAUGUGAUUCUGAUAAAAUAGACAUUGCUAUUCUGUUUUUUAUAUGUAAAAGCAAAACAAGAAAAAAUAGAGAAUUCUACAUACUAAAUCUCUCUCCUUUUUUAAUUUUAAUAUUUGUUAUCAUUUAUUUAUUGGUGCUACUGUUUAUCCGUAAUAAUUGUGGGGAAAAGAUAUUAACAUCAGAUCCUUGACUCUAGAGCAGUUUUCCGAGAUAUUCCGUAGUACAUAUUUAUUUUUAAACAGCAACAAAGAAAUACAGAUAUAUCUUAAAAAAAAAAAAGCAUUUUGUAUUAAAGAAUUGAAUUCUGAUCUCAAA
Mastomys coucha (southern multimammate mouse) is the source of this 2353-nucleotide messenger RNA. Its product is annotated as vascular endothelial growth factor A-like. The coding region runs from base 37 to 450 and encodes 137 amino acids. Gene Ontology annotation, cellular component: membrane. Lineage: Eukaryota; Metazoa; Chordata; Mammalia; Rodentia; Muridae. Gene Ontology annotation, molecular function: heparin binding; chemoattractant activity; growth factor activity. Gene Ontology annotation, biological process: positive regulation of angiogenesis; positive regulation of mast cell chemotaxis; induction of positive chemotaxis. The record is from RefSeq and is a predicted model, not a curated record. The transcript has 5 exons.